Messenger RNA from Musca domestica (house fly), 2519 nucleotides. Its product is annotated as mucolipin-3. The record is from RefSeq and is a predicted model, not a curated record. Gene Ontology annotation, cellular component: lysosomal membrane; plasma membrane. The coding region runs from base 190 to 2160 and encodes 656 amino acids. Gene Ontology annotation, molecular function: NAADP-sensitive calcium-release channel activity. The transcript is spliced from 3 exons. NCBI's taxonomy places the organism in Eukaryota, Metazoa, Arthropoda, Insecta, Diptera, Muscidae.
UUUUGUGGCGAAUAUCUAAUCGGGAAAUUCCAUUGUCUUCGGUGGUUUGUGUGGUUUGUUUUCAAUACAAAGGUUUUUGUUUUUUGCGACAUAUACGUUGUAAAUGCUUCAUUAUUGGGUGGAAUCUGCGGUCCGAACAUUUUUCUGAAAUCCUGCCAGUGGAAGGAGAAAGUUUGACACAAGGAAACAAUGUCGGCCAACAAUGCAUCCGUCAGUGGGCAGCUGCAAAACAAAGCGUCAGAACCCAUAAACGAAGAAUCAAAAGAAUCUAGGAACGGAGAAAAUUCCCCUGGGACCGAUGAAGAAUAUGCCAGUCCUCAUAGCAACACUGUGGCCUCCCGUUUGUCCUACAAGGAAGCCAUGAACACACCUCUGUCAACAACAGCAGGCGACACUAAUACGAAUGGGUUUAUGGAAAUGCCCGCAUCAUCGACUUGUAUUGAGGGUGUCUCCCCGAUGGCCAUUUACAACGAGGAACGUAUGAGACGAAAGUUGCAGUUUUUCUUCAUGAACCCCAUAGAAAAGUGGCAAGCACGUAGAAAGUUCCCAUAUAAGUUCGUAGUACAGAUCGUAAAAAUUAUUUUGGUAACUAUGCAACUAUGCCUGUUUGCACAUUCACGGUACAACCACAUCAAUUACACAUGGGACAAUCGAAUUGCUUUCUCGCAUCUCUUUUUGAGAGGCUGGGAUUCUUCGCGGGAAGUCGAGUCGUAUCCCCCAUCAGUUGGCCCAUUUGCCCUCUAUGAGAAAAGCGAGUUUUUCGAUACAAUCGACUAUGCCAUCAAUGGCUAUGCCAAUAUGAAUCGAUCUAUUGGACCGUAUGAUUAUCCGACAAAGGAUAACAGCAUGGCUCCAAUGAAAUUGUGCCUUUACAAUUAUCGCGAAGGAACUAUAUUUGGUUUCAAUGAAUCCUAUAUAUUUAAUCCUGAAAUUGAGCUGAUAUGUGAAUCCAUACCUCCAAAUGUCACGGCUGUUGGUGUGGAAAAGUAUCUGGAACAGAGGGGCGUUGAUGUCAGCUUUUCCUCGCUAGUUAAGGCGACUUUGGUAUUUGCGAUAAAAACGGUUAAUUUUAAGGCCUACGGUGGGCCUCUAUCGGCUCCGGAUUGUUUUAAAUUUGACAUUACCAUGUUCUUUGAUAAUCGCGAUCAUGAUGGCCAAAUGCUCUUGUCACUGGAUGCUGAUGCAACGCGUCUCCACUGCAAAGGAGACGUGGACUUCAUUUCGGAUGCCGAAUAUGACGCCAUACUUAGAAGUAUACUGAAUAUAUUUGUGCUGCUGGUUUGCGUGUUGUCAUUUGCUCUUUGCGCCAGAGCACUUUACCGGGCAUACCUCUUGCGUUGCCAAACGGUUAAUUUUUUCCGUGCUCAUUUUAAUAAGGAACUUAGCUUUGAUGGACGCCUUGAAUUCGUUAACUUUUGGUACAUCAUGAUUAUCUUCAAUGACGUUUUGCUCAUUUUGGGCUCUGCCUUGAAAGAACAAAUCGAAAGAAAGUUUUUGGUGGCAGAUCAGUGGGACACCUGUUCGCUGUUUUUGGGUAUUGGUAAUUUACUAGUGUGGUUUGGAGUUUUGCGCUAUUUAGGAUUUUUCAAAACCUACAACGUUGUUAUACUCACAUUAAGAAAAGCUGCUCCAAAAAUAUUCCGAUUCCUCGUUGCUGCCUUACUUAUAUACGCGGGCUUUGCGUUUUGCGGUUGGUUGAUACUCGGACCUUAUCACAUGAAAUUCAGGUCUCUGGCCACGACAUCUGAAUGCCUUUUUUCAUUAAUAAACGGUGAUGACAUGUUCGCCACAUUUGCCACACUUUCGUCCAAAGCCAAUUGGCUGUGGUGGUUCUGCCAGAUAUAUCUGUACUCGUUCAUAUCGCUCUACAUCUAUGUGGUGUUAUCUCUAUUCAUAUCUGUAAUUAUGGAUGCAUACGACACUAUAAAGCGUUAUUACCGCGACGGCUUUCCAUUGUCCGACCUGAAGGAGUUCGUGGGAACACGUACCGAGGAGGACCUAACCUCAGGGGUUUUUAUGAACAACAUGGAUGACUUUGACCAAAGCAGUUUUAUCGAUGUCAUGCGAAAAGUUUUCUGCUUUGGUUGUUGUAGAAAUGCCAACGCCUCGUCUGCCUCCGGUCCAACGGGCUACACAAGCCUAACAAGUAUUAUCAAAUGAAAAGCCCAUCGCCACAUUAUUGAACUGGAUUCCCCCACUCACAUUUAUAUAUCGUUAUGUUAUUUAGUUCAAUGUUACAGUAGAUGUGUAAGAUAUAUGUGUAUAUAGUAAGCUAUUGUAUUGUAAACGUUUAAGAAGCCGUUUUCCAUCCAUCGGGAAAGUCUGAAACGGUUGGGUGCAUUUGCUUUAAACAAACCACCUUGUGUAUGUUAGCAGACAGAAUGAAGUGGAUAUGGUUGUAUGUACGAAUAUUAUACAUAAUAUAAAUAUGGUAUUAAUUUAUAACUUUAAAAUUUGUAUAAUUCUUCAAAUUGGCGUAUCAAUAACAACACAGAGCUCUUGUUUGAUGCAUUUAUAAA